AUGGAAACGGGGUAUCGAUCCCCAUACCUCUCGCAUGCUAAGGAAAGCACUACAGCAGCAGCACAGGGGCGUGCGUGCAAGGGGAGGACUGUGGCGCAUUCAGUGCUUAUCUUUCAAAUGUUCACCAAUGUGAAUUCCGUUGAAGCCCGGCAAGCACUACAGCAGCAGCGCAGGGGCGUGCGUGCAAGGGGAGGACUGUGGCGCAUUCAUUCAGCUCACGUGGAGAGACACGAGGAGGGUGGGGUGUGGCGAGGUGCGUUCCUGCACGUUCCCCUUCUGCCGAUCUCGCUUUUCCCCUCACACACAAUGUCAUUAUCACUGACUGUGGCGCAUUCAAGCAUUCAUUCAGCUUGCGUGGAAAGACACGAGGAGGGUGGGGUGUGGCGAGGUGCGUUCCUGCACGUUCCCCUUCUGCCGAUCUCGCUUUUCCCCUCACACACAAUGUCAUUAUCACUGACUGUGGCGCAUUCAAGCAUUCAUUCAGCUUGCGUGGAAAGACACGAGGAGGGUGGGGUGUGGCGAGGUGCGUUCCUGCACGUUCCCCUUCUGCCGAUCUCGCUUUUCCCCUCACACACAAUGUCAUUAUCACUGACUGUGGCGCAUUCAAGCAUUCAUUCAGCUUGCGUGGAAAGACACGAGGAGGGUGGGGUGUGGCGAGGUGCGUUCCUGCACGUUCCCCUUCUGCCGAUCUCGCUUUUCCCCUCACACACAAUGUCAUUAUCACUGACUGUGGCGCAUUCAAGCAUUCAUUCAGCUUGCGUGGAAAGACACGAGGAGGGUGGGGUGUGGCGAGGUGCGUUCCUGCACGUUCCCCUUCUGCCGAUCUCGCUUUUCCCCUCACACACAAUGUCAUUAUCACUGACUGUGGCGCAUUCAAGCAUUCAUUCAGCUGGCGUGGAAAGACACGAGGAGGGUGGGGUGUGGCGAGGUGCGUUCCUGCACGUUCCCCUUCUGCCGAUCUCGCUUUUCCCCUCACACACAAUGUCAUUAUCACUGACUGUGGCGCAUUCAAGCAUUCAUUCAGCUUGCGUGGAAAGACACGAGGAGGGUGGGGUGUGGCGAGGUGCGUUCCUGCACGUUCCCCUUCUGCCGAUCUCGCUUUUCCCCUCACACACAAUGUCAUUAUCACUGACUGUGGCGCAUUCAAGCAUUCAUUCAGCUUGCGUGGAAAGACACGAGGAGGGUGGGGUGUGGCGAGGUGCGUUCCUGCACGUUCCCCUUCUGCCGAUCUCGCUUUUCCCCUCACACACAAUGUCAUUAUCACUGACUGUGGCGCAUUCAAGCAUUCAUUCAGCUUGCGUGGAAAGACACGAGGAGGGUGGGGUGUGGCGAGCACUGUUGCUAUUACUGACUGAGACGCAUUCCUUCCCUGCACCACUGCUCCCCCGGUAUGCCUGCUCCCCCCCCCCCACAUCACUUCCCCCUUCCGGCCCCCGACGCUUCCCCCCAUCGCUCUGCUUUGCCUCCGAUGCUGCGUUUCCCCAAAUAUCCCUCCCACCACCAGGCACUCUGUCCCUACAAGGGAAAUCUCACCAGGCUGUCUCGGCCCUCUGUCCCUACAGGGGCAAUUUCACCGGGGUGGCUCAGUUUCUCGUCUGCAACUACCAUCCACCUGCUACCCUUCUUUACCCUCUUCUGCUCCCAUCCCUCUGCCGUCUCCCCCACCAGGCCCUCUGUCCCUACAAGGCCAAUUUCACCGGGGUGGCUCAGUUUCUCGUCUGCAACUAUUACCCUCCCGCUGCUGCUGUUUAG
Closterium sp. Naga37s-1 is the source of this 1752-nucleotide messenger RNA. NCBI's taxonomy places the organism in Eukaryota, Viridiplantae, Streptophyta, Zygnematophyceae, Desmidiales, Closteriaceae. The record is from the annotation of a GenBank genome assembly.